Messenger RNA from Exophiala aquamarina CBS 119918, 1242 nucleotides. RefSeq lists its product as uncharacterized. NCBI's taxonomy places the organism in Eukaryota, Fungi, Ascomycota, Eurotiomycetes, Chaetothyriales, Herpotrichiellaceae. The record is from RefSeq and is a predicted model, not a curated record. The coding region runs from base 1 to 1242 and encodes 413 amino acids. The transcript has a single exon.
AUGGUCUGCGCCGUAGGUGGCCAGGAGCUUGCCAAUUUGAAUGGCACUGCCAGGGAGGAAAACGAAGAUGAAGAAGCGCAAGCGCAGCCUCACCAGUCCCGAAUCGCUGACCAUUACGGAGCCGCACUUCGGCUGCUAGCCACUGCUAUUCAAAAAAUUGUGGAUACUGUGGAGCUCGACUAUAUCCUCGGUACUCUCUGGCUCAUGGUGGUCUAUGAGCAGAAAUUCGGCGAUGGCUAUGGGUCCGGUCUGAUCAUCCACCUGAGAGGCGCUGGAUACCUUGUACAAGGCAGGUUGCAAAACCUUGCGCGCAUUAUUGACCGGAGCAAGCCUUGUAUAUUUGAUGAAGAAGAACUCGAAGCCAUGAGCCCGCGGAGCGGUCCGGAAGACCACUGGCAGAUAUCUGGAUUUUCUGCUCGCAUGAUCAUAUGGAUCUCUUUUCUCGAUGGGGGGGCAGCACUCAAUGGCAUAGGAGGAGUAUUCAACGAGUUUCUCGGCCAGGCAAUGGACGGGCUGGCUGGAGAUGAAGUCCAGUCGCUGAUUCAGGGCUUCCGUACCAUUCACAGACAUUCACAUGCUGCGUUUCGAGAGACCUGGGGUGCGUCUUAUCCACAGGCUCAGCUUCUCGAAGAUAUGGAGAUUCGUCAUAUGUUCUAUCUCUAUGGAGAAUGCGGACAACUGCGUUACUUGCUGAGCAAGCUCGCAGUAGUGGAUUGGCGUAACAGUCCUAAGGCCAAAGCCUACCUGAAAAGAGUAGCGUGCGCGCUCAACGAUGUCACCGUGAGGUAUGGUGAUAUUCUUGAAGUAGCAAGCUCCCUGCAAUUGGUUGAAGGGUGUCCGAGGCGCCGGUAUGUCACGAACAUUCGCUUUGUGGUCCCACAGUAUAAUGCUGUGCUUUUGUGCUUCUUCAGAAUAGCCAGGCGUCGCCGUCCACUAAACUAUCGGCAGCGGGCAGCCUUACGCGUGAUUCUGGACCUCGCUCAUCAGGCACAUAGUGAUGUGGGAGAGGAGGGAAUUCUACAGGUCGCCUGGCCCUUAUUCGUUGCUGCUCUUGAAACUGACGACCCUGUCCACCGAGCGUGGAUCUUGGAGCGAUAUCAGAUCCUUUCCACGCAGGGACAGAAUUAUCGUCGGGCGAAUGAAGCCCUCAAGGUGGCAUUUGCCGAGCAGCGUUUGAACGAGAGACGGCUAGAUUUCUUACAAUUGGUCCGGAGGGAUGAUCUCGAUCGAUUUGUCAUUUAG